Mercenaria mercenaria is the source of this 1510-nucleotide messenger RNA. Its product is annotated as SET domain-containing protein 4-like. The record is from RefSeq and is a predicted model, not a curated record. Lineage: Eukaryota; Metazoa; Mollusca; Bivalvia; Venerida; Veneridae. Gene Ontology annotation, molecular function: protein binding; transcription coactivator activity; histone H3K4 methyltransferase activity. Bases 49 to 1380 code for a protein of 443 amino acids. Gene Ontology annotation, biological process: positive regulation of transcription by RNA polymerase II; peptidyl-lysine trimethylation; peptidyl-lysine dimethylation. The transcript has 9 exons.
CUGAGUUACUCCCCUUACAUAACUCGCGCCAUUUACAAUACAAAUUGCAUGGAAAGAAAUGCGUACAAUGCGAGGCUCGGCAGAAGAAAUAGAGAGAAAAGGAGACGAGUUAAAUGUGUGUCUAACAGUUUCAUGAAGUCCUGUGCUCACGAGGAAGGUUUUGUUAAACUGCGACAAUGGAUGACACAAAAUUAUGGAUUCAGAAAUUGCUUAGUUCCAGCUUUGUUUCCAGAAACUGGAAGAGGCUUGAUGACAAAAAGAGCUAUCAAGUCAGGGGAGAUAAUUGUGUCUUUACCACAUUCUCUGUUAAUCACCACAAAAACUGUGCUGGACAGUGAAAUUGGACAUGUAAUAAAAAGAUGGAAACCUAAACUAUCACCACAACAGUGCCUGUCAAUAUUCCUGAUCUGGGAGAGAAACAAGCACACAUCUUCCACUUGGUUCCCAUAUAUUAACCUUCUACCUUCCAGUUUCACUACACCGGCUUAUUUUUCACAGACUGAGUUAACUUACUUACCUACAGCUGUCAGAUCUAAAGCUGUGAAAGAGUGUGAAAAACUUGAGGACACAUUUAAUGAAGUGAAACAGUUUAGCAUGAAACAUUGGAAUGAGUUUUAUAAAAUGCUGACAUCUGAUGUGUAUAGAUGGGCAUGGUAUGUGAUAAAUACAAGAAGCGUGUUUUAUCAGAGCGGACAAAGUGAAUAUCUAAGUACAGAGGAACCUGAUACUAUAGCGUUAGCCCCAUUCCUGGAUUUACUAAACCAUUCUCCUGCAGCUAAUAUCAAAGCUGGUUUUAAUCCAGUCAACAAGAGUUAUGAGAUUAUUACAAAUGACACCUACAAAGCUUACGAUCAAGUGUUUAUAUCUUACGGUUGCCAUGGUAACCAGAAACUUUUCUUAGAGUAUGGGUUUUGUGUGCCAGACAAUCCUGAUGAUGAAUUUGAAGUUAUGUUAUAUAAUUUAGUAAUCUUACUAUUUUUUUCAGAAGAUAUUGUCAAGGCAUGCAAGCACUUUGCAGUUGAACAUUUAUCCAAGAAGAUGGAAUUGCUGCAGGAACAUGGUUUACUGAAGUCUUUGAUGUGCACCAAAGAAGGUUUGUCCUGGAAACUGCUUACAGUUUUUAAAACAUUGGCUAUGGAUUGGAAUCAGCUUCAAUGCUGGAACCAGGUAUUUACAGAUGAGGCAGCUUUCACAGAAGUACUUCCAGCAGCAAACAACAUGGCUAGUUACAUUCUGCAGCAAUAUCUGACAGAAAAUACACAGCUAAUGAAAUAUGUUGAACAGACUGUAUCAAGUACUGACAACCCUGAACAUGUUGACAUUGCAAGACAACUCAUAUAUAUUGAGAAACAUAUUUUGACGGCGUCAUUACCUUCAUGAAGCUUUAAGUGAACAUGAUGUUAAAUUAAUGAAAGGAAAAUUACCAGAGUCAUUGUCAAUUGUAUGAACUUAACUUUGUGAAACUGUGAUAUAUAAAGCUAUAAAAAACAUUUUUAGUGGUAUUAUUUUC